CGAACGCAGUAUUUAAGAAAGAGCUGACUGAUUUGGAUUGGAAAAGUAGAAAAAGCUGCGAAAAUAAUUUUGGUCUAGUGAAAUUGAAAAAAAAAAUGUCUUUACUCAAAGAAAAUUAAUUAUACAUGCAUAAUUGAUUGAACACAAAGUCUUCCGUGAUCUAAUUGAGAUAUUACAAAACUUAUAAAACAAACGUGCGGGAAGAAGCUUCUAUUGCCAACUCUGAAAUGGACAAGUUUAAAUUUUUUGUAGCAAUUUUCUUGCUUGCCGCAGCGGCCACGGCACCGAAGCCGGCUUCUGCCUUAUAUUCGCCAAGCGAUGACGUGGUAGAAUUGACGCCCUCCAACUUUGAUCGCCUUGUCACACAGGAUGAUGCUAUUUGGGUUGUUGAAUUCUUUGCACCAUGGUGUGGUCAUUGCAAAUCGCUGGUACCAGAAUACAAGAAAGCCGCUAAAGCGCUGAAAGGUGUUGUUAAAGUUGGUUCUGUCAAUGCUGAUGAACAUCGUUCACUUGGCGGCCAAUAUGGUGUACAAGGUUUCCCCACCAUCAAAAUAUUCGGCACAAACAAGCGUUCGCCUACCAGCUACAAUGGUCAACGCACAGCUAAAGCUAUUGCGGAGGCGGCACUGGCCGAAGCCAAAAAGAAGGUACAAGAAGUGCUGGGCGGGGGCGGCGGCAGCAGUAACAGCGGCAGUGGCAGCGGUGCUGAUGCUGUCAUUGAACUGACUGAUGACAAUUUCGACAAACUGGUUUUGAAUUCAGAUGAUAUUUGGUUGGUUGAAUUCUUUGCACCAUGGUGUGGUCAUUGCAAGAACUUGGCACCUGAAUGGGCUAAAGCCGCCAGGGAACUUAAGGGGAAAGUGAAGUUGGGUGCAUUGGAUGCUACAGUGCAUCAGAGCAAAGCAUCGGAAUAUGGCAUUCGCGGUUAUCCCACCAUUAAAUUCAUUCCUGCCGGCUCUAAGAGUAGUAGUGAUGCUACGGAAUAUGAUGGUGGCCGCACUGCAUCUGACAUUGUUAGCUGGGCGCUUGAUAAACACACUGACAGCGUACCCGCACCCGAGUUGUUGGAGAUUGUAGAUGAAGACACGUUCGACAAAGCAUGCGAAGGAAAACCGCUCUGCGUUGUCUCAGUACUGCCACAUAUACUUGAUUGUGAUGCUAAGUGCCGCAAUAAAUUCCUAGUCACACUCCGCGAAUUGGGCGAAAAGUACAAACAGAAGUUGUGGGGUUGGGGCUGGGCUGAGGGUGGCGCUCAGAGUAACCUAGAAGAAUCUUUGGAAAUUGGUGGUUUCGGUUAUCCAGCAAUGGCUGUGGUUAAUUUCAAGAAAAUGAAAUUCUCCGUACUCAAGGGCUCUUUCUCGAAGGAUGGCAUUAACGAAUUCUUACGCGACAUUUCCUAUGGACGCGGACAUACUGCACCCGUACGUGGUGCCAAGAAACCAGCUAUUAACACUGUGAAGCCCUGGGAUGGUAAGGAUGGUCAACCGCCAGCUGAGGAGGAAAUUGACUUGUCGGAUGUCGAUUUAGAUGAUGUUAAGGACGAACUUUAAAAUAAUUAAGCCAUAAAACCAAAUAUAGCAUUAUGGUAAUGUACACAAAGACUAUGAGCAUUAUAUGAGUGGUAUCGAGAAAAAAAUGGCAGGCGGAACCAAAAAUGAAACCACCAAAAUCAACAAACUUCAGUUCAUGUUAAAAACCUUCUCUUCUAUAUUAAAUAUUUUACUUAAUUUUAUAUUUGUAUGUGACAGUGUUUUGAGUUGUCACAUAUGAAUGGGUCCCUAUAAAUAUGCCAUUGCAUUUACCUACAUAUAUUACGCGUAUGGAAAUAGCCUGUACAAAUGUAACAUGUGAUUGUAGUACUCGCCUGUUACAUGCCACCUAACAUUCUAUACAACGUAACCUUAAAUCAGGUUCCAUACGAUUUUAAAU
Molecule: messenger RNA, 1929 nt
Organism: Rhagoletis zephyria (snowberry fruit fly)
Lineage: Eukaryota; Metazoa; Arthropoda; Insecta; Diptera; Tephritidae
Product: probable protein disulfide-isomerase A6
Biological process (GO): response to endoplasmic reticulum stress
Cellular component (GO): endoplasmic reticulum lumen
Molecular function (GO): protein-disulfide reductase activity; protein disulfide isomerase activity
Source: RefSeq, a predicted model, not a curated record